Messenger RNA from Loxodonta africana (African savanna elephant), 12330 nucleotides. It is a transcript of the gene RFX7, whose product is annotated as regulatory factor X7. Bases 427 to 4806 code for a protein of 1459 amino acids. Gene Ontology annotation, biological process: regulation of transcription by RNA polymerase II. Gene Ontology annotation, molecular function: DNA-binding transcription factor activity, RNA polymerase II-specific; RNA polymerase II cis-regulatory region sequence-specific DNA binding. The record is from RefSeq and is a predicted model, not a curated record. The transcript is spliced from 9 exons. Lineage: Eukaryota; Metazoa; Chordata; Mammalia; Proboscidea; Elephantidae.
GCGAGCGGCGUGGAGCGGAGCCUGGGGCUGCAGCAGCGCUGGGCCCCGGAGUAGGACGCCCGCGACGAGGAGGGAAGGCUGGGCCGCGAAGACCCCGAGGACCCGAUCUCCUUGGAUUUUGGGGGAGCCUCCCCCUUGUCUUCAGACGCCCCCUCCUCACCCCCCAGCCCCGGCCGCUGACGGGAGGAGGCGGCGGCGGGCGGGGGGCUGAGGGGCGCCGCCAUGGCUCUCCCGCGGUGAGGCGCCGGGCCGCGAGCAGCCGCGCAGUCUCCCCGGUGAUGUCCCGCGGGCGGCAGGCGAAAGCGACUCACUCGAGCCCCGGGGUGAAGGCCUAGCGUAUCCAGCUUCCUUCCUCCUCCUCCUCCUCGCCCCCCGUCCUCCCUCCCCGCCCCUCCGCCGUCCCUCCCCGCCGCCCCUCCGGCAGCGAUGGCAGAGGAACAACAGCCGCCACAGCAGCCCGACGCCCAUCAGCAGCGGCCCCCCAGCGCCCCCAGCUCGGGGGUGGCCCUGCCAGCCCUCGUGCCCGGGCUACCAGGGACGGAGGCCAGCGCGCUGCAACACAAGAUCAAGAACUCCAUCUGCAAAACUGUACAAUCUAAAGUGGACUGCAUUUUGCAAGAAGUUGAGAAGUUUACAGACCUAGAGAAACUCUACCUCUAUCUGCAGCUGCCUUCCGGCGUCAGCAACGGAGAGAAAAGUGAUCAGAAUGCUGUGUCCUCUAGUCGGGCCCAGCAGAUGCACGCCUUUUCCUGGAUUCGGAACACCUUGGAGGAACAUCCUGAGACUUCACUGCCCAAACAGGAAGUCUAUGAUGAGUACAAGAGCUAUUGUGACAAUCUUGGUUACCAUCCAUUAAGUGCUGCUGACUUUGGAAAGAUAAUGAAAAACGUCUUUCCAAAUAUGAAGGCACGGCGCCUGGGCACGAGAGGCAAAUCUAAAUAUUGCUACAGUGGAUUAAGAAAAAAAGCUCUUGUUCAUAUGCCAACACUGCCCAACCUUGACUUUCACAAAACUGGAGAUGGGUUGGAAGGUGCUGAACCUUCUGGGCAGCUUCAAAAUAUUGAUGAGGAAGUUAUCUCUUCUGCCUGCCGUCUUGUGUGUGAGUGGGCCCAGAAAGUGUUAAGCCAGCCAUUUGACACAGUCUUGGAAUUAGCCCGCUUCCUUGUAAGAAGCCAUUAUAUAGGCACCAAGUCACUGGCAGCUCUAACUGUGAUGGCCGCAGCACCAGCAGGAAUUAAGGGACUCACCCAGCAGUCUGCAUUUAUGCCCACAGCUGAAAGUGACUCCUUUCAGCCUCAGGUGAAGACUCUGCCAUCUCCUAUUGAUGCUAAACAGCAGUUGCAACGGAAAAUCCAAAAGAAGCAGCAGGAACAGAAACUACAGUCCCCUUUGCCAGGAGAAUCCUCAGCAAAAAAAUCAGAAGGCUCUACAAGCAAUGGAGCCACCAAUGUUUCUAACGGAAACCCCGCAAUCCUUUCUCCUCAGCCUAUUGGUAUCGUGGUGGCAGCUGUCCCGAGUCCCAUUCCGGUCCAGCGGACCAGGCAAUUGGUAACUUCACCAGGUCCAGUGAGUUCUUCUGAUGGCAAAGUUCUUCCCCUCAAUGUCCAGGUGGUCACUCAGCACAUGCAGUCUGUGAAACAGGCACCAAAGACUCCCCAGAAUGUUCCAGCCAGUCCUGGUGGGGAUCGUUGUGCCCGGCACCGUUACCCGCAGAUCCUGCCCAAGCCAGCCAACAGCAGUGCCCUCACCAUCCGCUCCCCCACAACCGUGCUCUUCACUAGCAGUCCCAUCAAAACUGCUGUCGUACCUGCUUCGCACAUGAGUUCUCUGAAUGUGGUGAAAAUGACAGCAAUAUCCCUCACACCCAGCAACGGUAGUGCCCCUCUUAAACACUCUUCCUCGGUAAACAGCGCUACGGGAACGACAGACGAAUCCAGGAGCGUUCCACAGAUCAAGAAUGGCUCUGUUGUUUCCCUUCAGUCUCCUGGAUCCAGGACCACCAGUGUGGGGGGAACGUCUGCUGUGGAAGUCAAGAUGGAACCUGAGACGUUAUCCGAUGAGCGUCCUGUGCAGGGUCCAGAGAACUCUGAUGGGGCUAGGGCUCCUAGAACAGCACCUAGUGCCCUUUUGGGGCAGAAGAGUAAUACAGAUGGAGUACUGCAGAAGCCUUCCAGCGAAGGGGUCGUUGAAGUAAAAGCAACUAAGGUCUGUGACCAGAGGACCAAAUGUAAAAGUCGCUGUAAUGAAACUCUGCCAGGCGCUUCAGCAGGCAGUAAUCAAGGCACUGUCACGCUCUCAGUUGCAACUCAGAACUUAACUUUCACCAGCACCAGCUCACCAUCUAAUGGUGACUCGGUAAAUAAAGACCCUAAAUUCUGCACUAAAAGUCCGAGAAAGCGGCUAUCUUCUGCGUUACAAGAGUCCCAGGUGCCUCCUGUGAAGAAACCAAUUGUGGAACAGCUUUCUGCAGUUGUCAUAGAAAGUCAGAAACCAGGCAGUGUUAAGAAGGACCAAAAGGUUCCACAUUCAGGGAAAACAGAAAGUUCAACAGCAGGUGCUCAGAUUCCUGGCAAGGUAGUGAUAAAUGUCAGUUCACACGUAGUGGCAAGUCAACCCUUGAGCUCCUCUGCUCUUACUCCCAGUGAUUCAGGCUUGGAACAGCAGACAACGCCGUCAUCAUCUCCAGAAACAAAAGUAAAACUUGAAGGAAGUGUCUUUCUCUUGGACAGUGAUUCCAAAUCAGAUGGCAGCUUUAAUGCAAAUGAAUGGCAACAGGUCACUAAGGAUUCUGAGUUUGUAUCUGACAGCUGUGAACAACGGCAGGAUGUCAGUGUUGUGGCAAUGCCGGAGCACUCCGAUAUCACCGACUUGGAGAAGUCAGUUUGGGAAUUAGAAGGAAUGCCGCAGGACACAUACGGCCAGCAGCUACAUAGCCAGAUGCAGCAAUCUUCUUUGAAUCAAAUACAAGCACAGUCUUCAGAUCAGUUACCUCUGCAGUCAGAACUGAAGGAGUUUGAGUCUUCGGUUUCUCAGACAAAUGAGAGCUACUUUCCUUUUGACGAUGAGCUUACACAAGACAGUAUUGUGGAAGAGCUGGUGCUUAUGGAGCAGCAGAUGUCCAUCAACAGUGCUCACUCCUAUAGUAACUGUUUGGGAAUGACCCUGCAGACUCAGUCAGUGACUUCGGGAGCCCCAGUGUCAUCGCAUGCCUCCAGCACCCACUUCUAUCACCCAAUCCAUAGCAAUGGCACUCCAAUCCACACCCCCACACCCACUCCUACACCAACACCCACCCCCACCCCCACCCCCACCCCGACAUCUGAAAUGAUUGCUGCGUCUCAGGGUCUGUCACGGGAGAGCCCGUGUUCCAGGCUUGCCCAGACUACACCUGUGGAUAGUGCUUUAGGAAGUAGCCGACACACACCCAUUGGGACCCCACAUUCUAACUGUAGCAGUAGUGUUCCUCCCAGCCCUGUUGAAUGCAGGAAUCCAUUUGCAUUUACCCCAAUAAGUUCUAGUAUGGCGUAUCAUGAUGCCAGCAUUGUCUCAAGUAGUCCCGUGAAGCCGAUGCAAAGACCCAUGGCCACCCACCCUGACAAAACCAAGCUUGAAUGGAUGAAUAAUGGGUAUAGUGGGGUUGGUAAUUCAUCAGUGUCCAGCCAUGGCAUUCUCCCGAGCUAUCAGGAGCUAGUGGAUGACCGUUUCAGGAAACCUCACGCUUUUGCUGUACCUGGACAGUCUUACCAGUCUCAAUCUAGACAUCAUGACACUCAUUUUGGUCGUUUGACUCCUGUCUCUCCUGUGCAGCAUCAAGGUGCCACUGUAAAUAACACCAACAAGCAGGAAGGUUUUGCAGUCCCUGCCCCUCUUGAUAAUAAAGGAACCAGUUUGUCUGCCAGCAGCAGCUUCCGGUGCCGGAGUGUGAGCCCUGCUGUUCACCGCCAGCGGAAUCUCAGUGGAAGCACCCUCUACCCGGUGUCUAACAUCCCACGAUCUAAUGUGGCCCCCUUUGGAAACACGGUAACCCCAGAAGUUCACGUUUUCACAAAUGUUCACACGGACACAUGUGCCAACAACAUAGCUCAGAGGAGUCAGUCAGUUCCACUGACCGUCAUGAUGCAGACAGCCUUCCCGAAUGCGCUUCAGAAGCAAACAAACAGUAAAAAGAUAACCAACGUCUUGUUGAGUAAACUUGAUUCUGACAACGAUGACGCAGUGAGAGGCCUGGGAAUGAACAACCUGCCCUCCAAUUACACAGCCCGGAUGAAUCUCACUCAGAUCUUGGAAACUUCCACUGUUUUUCCUAGUGCCAACACUCAGAAUAUGAUCGAUUCCAGCACUUCUGUUUAUGAAUUCCAAACACCAUCUUACCUCACCAAAAGUAAUAGCACCGAUCAGAUCAACUUUUCUUCUGGAGAUAAUCAAGCACAAUCAGACAUUGUAGAGCAACGAUUAGAUUUCAGUAGCACUGUUAAAGACCUGUUGAGUGGAGACAGCUUGCAAACCAGCCAGCAACUGGUAGGUCAGGUAGCAUCUGAUCUCGCUAAUUCUGCAUCUGAUUUCUCCAGCGAUAUCAGGUUGUCUUCUGAGCUCUCAGGCAGCAUCAAUGAUUUGAAUACUUUAGAUCCAAAUCUACUGUUUGAUCCAGGUCGUCAGCAGGGACAAGAUGAUGAAGCUACACUGGAAGAAUUAAAGAAUGACCCAUUAUUUCAACAAAUUUGCAGUGAAUCCAUGAGCUCCAUGACUCCGUCAGGUUUUGAAUGGAUAGAAAGCAAGGACCAUCCUACUGUUGAAAUGUUGGGUUAAAUUGUGUUUUAUAAUAUGUAGCACACUGUAUCUAAAGACAUAUGUAUUGUAUUUGUCUUAAUGGAAGUGCCUCCGCAGCAGAAACACUUACUAUUAAUUGUGACAUUUUAAAAGCGUUUGCUGCAGAAGUGGUUUCUUCUCCAAUAGGAAAUGGUUAGACUUGCCACAGUUUUUAACAAGUUUCUGAAGACAGUAAGUAGGCUGUAGAAGAACCAGUAUUAGGUUUUAAAUUUUAUAAUGUUCCCCAUUUAAUCACAUUGUUAGCUAGUAAACAAUUGACUAACCAGCUUUCACAAGCGCAGUCUAGAUCUUUAUUUUGUGUAAGUUUAUUUUAAUUCAUUGGUUGAUCUGCACAGAAUUUAGAAGGAACCAUUGAUUUUAGGUACAGGCUAUUUUUUUUGUUGUUGGUAUUAUCUUUUAGGUAUGAAAUCAUAGCUGAGGUGAACUGUAGACAAGAAGGUCUUCCUUGAAACAGGGAUAAUAUUCAGGUUAUUAUAAGUAUUUAGGCUUGAAGCAUAAAGCUGCUGUAGAAUGAAAAAUCUCUGUAGGACUUUCUGGGCUUCAGUACCAUUUACACCUACAAUGAAGGGCUUAAAUAGGACAAAAUAAUGGAAAAUUAAGUAUUAUUUUAAGGAAGGCAAAAGCUACACGGAAAAGUUUAGGAGGAAAAACUAGUAGCCAUUUAUAUGUGUGACCUUGCAUUCGCCUUAUCUUAAAUAAAUGUUGAUUUUAGCUGACAGACACACACAUGAAGCAAAAUAACUUCCAAGCUCCGUAAUUUAAUAGAGAAUGCAAGCUUGUUAGGAAAACGUUUCAUGUUUUAUUGUUUGGUAGUUGAGGUAGGAGAAUUUAGAAGAAAAAUACAAGUAUUAGUUUUCAUCACAGCUGCAUGCACAUGAAAGUUCUAUUUAAGAUUUUCUUCAAAUUUUUUUAAUUACAAUAUUCUUUAAUCUUUUUUUUUUUUCCUCCUCAAUUUAGUGACUGACUCCUUUGCUCCUCCUGAAUAUAAGGAAUGCAACUUGAUCAUGGGAUCCCUUUGAAAAUGAAACAAGCAGGAGGGAGAUAACAUAAAAAAACUAAAACAAAAAUAUCUUACCACCUAAGGUCUGAAACCACAGAUCUUUAUAUUCGAUAAAACAAAGGGAAUAUCAGUAGUACUUGAAGAAGAGGGGCAUUUUAUUACAUGCUUAAUUUAUUGUGAUAGCCACAAUUGCAAAAGAAGCACUCAGGAUUUGUUUUAAAAUGUUUCUCUUUAUGGCUCCCAUUUUGUUUUGUUUCAUUGUUGUUCCCAUUUUGUUUUAUGAAUAAUUAUAUAUGAAUUUCAUGUUGGCACAAAUCUGUUCACUUGUUGAUAGUUCCAUUUAGUGAGUUUCAAGAUCACUUUCAAGGAGAUUUAAAAAUUGUCAUUAAGUUUUUAGAGCUAACGUUAAACCAUCGUUAGGCUACCUUGAACCUUGCUAAGCUUUCCUUUACCUUAAUUAGUAAGCCAAUCAGAAGACUACAAUCAGUGAAUACUUAACAAAUAUGAUGAAGGGUUUAAUUUAAUAAGGUUUUAUUGUUCAGUAAAUUUGCAAGGUAGAGUAUCAACAUAUUUUGAUAAAUAAAUGGUGCUAGGGUUGGCUCAGAGGUUUAUAUAUUGAUAUGUCCUAGUUAUUGGCAUUUGUGUGUGUUUGCUGUUACCUUGAUUUACUAAUCUGCUAGAUACUUUCUUCUUGAUGCUCAUUACUUCUUCACUGUACAUUGAGACACAGCACUACUGCACGCCAAAGUAUGCAAUACCCAAAGGAAACUGUGAUUUCUUUGACAAUGACGGGAGCCUUCUAUAUGAGAUGCUCUGAAAUGGAGAUGUUGAGACCAUUCUGAUCCCUUGUUUACAUUAUUAGCUUCCUACUAAUAUAAAAAUAAUGGAAAUCUUUUUUGAUAAAAAUAUAAAGACUGGGGGAUUUUUAAACCCCUGUACAGUAUUGCAGCAAACACUUUAAAUUUGGUUAAAUUCGUCCAGCAAACUUUCUGGGGUUCAUAUAUUGCACUAAAUUUGUUGACCCUGUGGUAGGCACAUCUCUUAGGAUAAAUGCAACCAAUACAAUCCACAGAUUAAACUUUUUAGAUGUGUUUCAUUAUUAAAAGACAAAAUGUCAUCAAAGUGACAGAUAAAAUUGUCUUAUGUAGCAAUGUGCAUUGAUCUCAAUGAGAUAUUUCUAUUAUUCUCUUACAUGAGAAUAUUACAGCAGGAAAAAUUUAGUUUGCUUCACCAUGUUAAUACAUGAUCACAAAAUGUGCAUGAGUGUUAUUGACUUGUACAGUACUAGGUAUUCCUGUAACCACUUUUUUUUUUCUUGGCUAUAUUGAAACUGGUUCAGUGUUAACCAGGCAAGCAUAGUUAUUCACAAGUUAUUUACUUUUUUAUGUUUUACUAAUUCUGCUUAGUUAUUGUUGAAUAUGUUCUUUUCUCAGAUUUUCAUUGUUCUGAUGUUUAAAACAUUUUGCAUAACGUUUAUCAUGAUAAGACUUCAUGAAGUAAGUAAUUUUGCAUAUAAUUGCAAUAAGCACUGACUUUUGAACUGAAAAGAAGUGUUUUUGUGCAGUGCAUCAGAGGUUCAUAUGAUAGCCUUGUACUAUAAUGUGCUUUACUACACCAUCCAUGACAAAAACAAGCCCUGUUUCAUGUUUUCAUUUAGUGAAAAAAGUCAGAUUUCCCCAGUGUUCAGUUGUCUGUUGUUGUACCUGCUGAAACUACAGUAGUUGAAUAUUGCAGUAGCAUUUCAGUUCUCUUUUUUUAUUGAAAGUGCUCAAAAAUUGUUUUUUAAAUGUUUUCAAAACCAAUUAAAAACAUUUUAUAUUAAACUGGUUCUUAAAGUGAUUUAUGUGAGCAGCAUGCCAUUUUGUAAACAGACCCAAUGCCGUUCAUCCUUUGAUCUCACGAAAUUCAGGGAAGCAGAUAGAAUCAACACAAGGCAAAACAGUGCUGCUAAUGUGCUCCCUGCUGUUAUUCCCGAAGGAUACACAACCCUGCUCGUUGGAACUUUGCUGCUGCCAGUGGUAUAUACCAUGGUAUACCAAUGAUAUGCCAGUGGUAUACCAGUGAUAUGCCCAUGCUAUACCAAUGGUAUGCCUGUGUUAUGCCAUGAUAUUGCCAAUGGUAUACCAAUGAUAUGCCUAUGGUAUGCUAAUGCCAGUGGUAUGUACCAUGGUAUACCAAUGAUAUACCAGUGGUACAGAGCUUUAUGUUGUCCAAAAAGCCAUCUUUUCUCUUAUUCACGUUUGCUUUGAAACGAUAGCCUCUGGAGGGUGGCCUAGAUGUGUGUGUUUUCAGGGGGGUUAGUAGGAAAAAGAAAAUUAAAAAGUACAACUGUGUUCAAAACCCACAUAAGCAUUUCCUUGAGCUAGAAAUACAAAAUGGUAACAAUUUGUAAGCCUGAGCCUGGGCUGUAGUUGUGGAAGCAGUCAGAAAUUUCAACUCCUGCAGAGUAAUGAAGCCAAGAUCUGAGAUGGAGUGCCUUCCCUCUUGAAAGGACACUGAGAAGCAAUAAGACCCAGUUCCUGAGGCUGCAACAUUGUAGCCAGGGCCUGAGCCAAACCUACUCAGUGAUGUGUGAGAGCCCCAUUGCCAGCAUGCACCAUCACCAUUACAGGUGGGGUGAUCAUAAAAGGAAAGACAAGGGUAGGUUUUGGGAGGAGAGGGGUGAAGAGCAGAAAGAUUGCCACUCAAGCCUGCAAACCGAAAUUAGAAAGCACUCUAAGAAAAUAAAACUAAGGAAGUAAUCAAGACAAAAAAUGAUAAACCACCUGGAUGUUGCUUUAAAAUAAGUAGAAACCUCAACAACAUAGAAGGGGGAAAAAUUAAAUAUAUCUAUGGACAUACAAACAACCACUAGAUACAAUGAAUCAAAAUUUGGGGGUUGGGGAAUGUAUAGCAACUAAAGUGCUUUUGGCUGCAAGUAACAACACUGGCUAAACCAUAACAGUGUUUAUUUUUAGCUUAAGAAUUUUGGACGUAGGAGGUUCAAGAGUUCAUUCAAUGGCCUUGAUUUUAUCAAGGACCAGAUUCUUUUCAUUUUUCUGUUCCAUCAUCUUCAGCUUUACUUUUCAUUUCUGGGGCUGUUGCCUCAUGGUCACAAAAUGACUGCCACAGCUCCAACCAAUAUCCCAAGCAAGAUGGUAAUGUAAGUUCUCUUUGCCUUUUAUCAGAAAUUAAAAAAAAAAAAAAUCUUUCCCAGAAUCUCCUGUUAGACACUACCCCCCUUAGUCUCAUUGGACAAAACAAGGUCAAAGGCCCACUGUAAAACCGAUUACUUAGCUUGAUACUUGAUUCAUCUUCAAUAGCUGGGAGUGGGGCCCAUUUCCUGGAAUAUGGAUGGUUAUCCACCGAAAGUGAUUGCAUAACUGGUGAAGGUAUUAGGGAAUUGCUUUUGGGAGGCAGGCAGUAGUGGUUACUGAGUGUUUUUUAAAGGUGGAAAAAGAUAUUGUGUACCCACCUUUGAGGGGGUCACACUCUUAUAAGGAGUUAAUUAUGUGUUAUUUGAAAAGUGUUACUUAGAGGUAUUUAUAGCAAAGAAGACUUGAAGCACUUACUGAUGAAAAUCAAAGACUACAGCCUUCAGUAUGGAUUACAUUUCAAAACAAAAAUCCUCAAAACUGGGUCAAUAAGCAACAUCAUAAGUGAAGAAAAUACUGAAAUGAAUUUUAUUUUACUUAGAUCCACAAUCAACGCCAUGGAAGCAGCAGUCAGGAAAUCAAACGACGUAUUGCAUUGGACAAAUCUGCUUCAAAAGACCUCUUCAAAGUGUUAAAAAGCAAAGAUAUCACCGAGGACUGAGGUGCAUCUGGCCCAAGCCAUGUAUUUUCACAUAUGCAUGUGAAAGCUGGACAGUGAAUAAAGAAGAUGGAAGACGAAUUGAUGCCUUUGAGUUAUGGUGUUGGCAAAGAACAUCAAAUAUACCAUGGACUGUCAGGAGAAUGAAUAAAUCUGUCUUGGAAUAAGUACAACCAGAAUGCUCCUUAGCAAGGAUGGCAAGACUGACAUACUUUAAACAUGUUAUCAGGAGGGAUCAGUCCCUGGAGAAGGAUAUCCUUGGUAGAGAGGGUCAGUGAGAAAGAGGAAGACCUUCAGUGAGAUGGAUUGACAGUGGCUUCAACAAUAGGGUCAAACUGUGAGGAUGACACAGGAUGUUUCAUUUUGUCGUACACAGGGUCACUGAGUCAGAACAAACUCAACGGCACAACAACCAGUGCCACAACAUAGCAUGCUAUAUACAAGAGGUGAGACUUUGUAUUCUCAGGAGCCAUGAACAGGCCAAGAAUGUUUUUAGUGAAAGGACUACAGUUAGAAGUAGACGGUUCUCUGGUGUAAACUGUUAACUGGUAUCUUGUCUCCCUGGCUCUGAAUGGAAAUAACUGGAUAUUAUUAUUAUAAAUGCAAAUCUCAGCUCCUAUUAUAAUAAAAACCAGUUGCUGUCAAGUUGAUUCCAACUCAUGGGGACCCCCCCCCCCAUGAGCAGAGUAGAACUGUAUUCCCUAGGGUUCAAGGCUGUGUUAUUUUGGAAACAGAUCACCAGGCCUUUCUUCCAAGGUGCCCCUGAGUGGGUACCAACAGCCUACCUUUCAGUUUUCAGUCGAGCGCUUGACCCUUUGCACCACUCAGGAACUCCUAUCACAAUACCCCCCACCCAAAAAAAAGCUCAUGGCAACUGCAUGCGUUACAGAGCAGAGCUGCUGUGUAGGGUUUUCUUGGCUGAUUGUCAGGAUUUUUUUUCUGAAGUGCUGCUGGGCAGGUUUGAAUCGCCAACCUUUAGGUUAGUCAAGGGCAAACCAUCCAGGGAUCUUAUCAUCAUAAUAGAAGAUAAAAUUUUUUAUUUUAAUAAAUCUGUGAAGUAGAGGUUUAUUUUGGUGUUCAUUGAUACAAAUGAAAUUUUUAAUAAUUAAAAUUAGAAAUUUGUAGGUGGGAUCAUUUAUCAAUAUAUAACCUGAAAUUUUAUGAAUAUAUGACCAGCCCUACUUAUAAGGGAGGAAAGAAAAAAACCACGACUUUCAAGAUCGGUUUCAUUUCUAAGAAGUAUCUAAUCUGUGGAAAGAAGGGAAAAGAAAUUUUUUAAAUAAAAUUAUGAAAAUAGUAUUACUACUGUUCACAAAGUUUUUUCUUUGAGCUGGACCCUAUGAUAAAUACUUUGUGCAUAUUAUCUCGUUUCCUCAUUUUAACAACUCUUUAUCAUUUUUUAGGUGAGAAAAUUUAGAUCAGAAAUUAGCUGCUGGGAGGUAGCAGGGGUAGUGACCAGAAGAGCCAGGAUUCUCUACUCCAAAGCCCAGUUCCUGACCAUCAAUUACGCUGCAUUAAGACACUCGUGCAAACCGUACCUACUUUAGUAGUUACAGCUGGUGGCAGCUUUGAAAAUUUCAUUUCGGUUUAAAAUUUAGGGUUGAGUGUGAUGUGUGUGUGUGUUUUCUCUUAACCGCCAAUCUUAAAAUUCCUGUCUAUUUUCGUUGCUUAUAUGUCGAUCUGUAUUUUGUAGCUUUCCUCUAAAUAUUAGAAUCCUUUUUCCUCCUGUGGAAAUACGUGCCCUGAUUUAUUGGACAUAAAGACAGAAAGUUUUAAAAAAUGUUUUAUACAGCUUUUCAAGCAUAUAUCCUAAAAGUGUACCUGAUUUAUUUUUAACCCACUUUUAAAAAUUCAUCCAAAAAAAAAAAAUACACUGUUUUGUGGGACAAAUUAUAAAGUACCUAAAAUGUGUCAGUCUAUGGCAGGUGCUGGAGAUACAGAAGACAGGUACUAUUGUAAAGUUUUACAGCGUGAUGAGGAAGGCAUCCCUGAACAGGAUUGCAGUCUGCAAUGAGGUCGCUGUAGCAGAGGCUGCCGCUCGCCCCUAAUAUGCAUUCCCACCUUGCUCUUUACUAGUGAAGUUCCCGAGUGUUUGCUGGCCACAUGGCCAUCUGAAAGACUACAUUUCCCAGUUUCCAUUGUAGUUAAGAGGGGCUGCUUACCAAGGACUCAACCAAAGGCAUGUAAUCAAAAGGUUUGUGUGGAACUUUUGAAGCAUCCUGCCCUCCUUCCUCUCUGCAGGCUGGAAUGCAGAUGGGAUGGCUAGAACUCAAGUAAGUAGCUUUGGAUUGAGGUGAAGCCACUUGCUGAGGAUGGUGGGAAGAAGACGGGAGGAGUCUGAGGCCCUGAUGGCUUGCAAAGUAGCUGCCUUGCUAGUCCUAACUUCUUGCCUCUGGAUGUGUUUUAUAUGAGAGAGAAAUAAGUAUCUUUCUGGUUUACGUCAUAUUUAUUUUUAGUUUUCUGUCACUAAAUGCAAAUCCAAAUUCCAACCAGCACAGCUACUAAAAGGUUCCAGGCAGGAAUGCGGAAUGUAAAUGAAGAGCGUGGAGAUCACUAAGCCGUCAUGGAUCCCUCCAAAAUGGCAAACUGAACCUUUUUCUUUGGAUUGGUAGGUCAGGAGAGGGUCUCAGAAUACCCUGGUUUUAGCACAGCGUUUGAAUGCUAUUUCAUAGCUUUCCAAAAAAGAAAAAAAAAAAAAGGCGGGUGAUAAA